AUGGCGCCCAAGAAGAAGCGCGUGACGAGCUUAGGGCGCCGACUGGGUGAAGGUGCAGAGCCGCAGCCGUCGGAACGCGCGCAAUACCUACAGCGCGAGUACACGUUGCUCUCCGAGCAGCUGGACGCCUGCGAGGGGCGCGUGGACCAGGUGCUACAGGAAAACAUCUUCCUGGACCGCGAGGCAGGGCGCUUGCGCGAGGAGAAUCGGCUUUACGCCAGUUUUGUAAACACACGCGCGCAGCGCUGUGCCAACGCCGUCCUGCGGCUAGACGAGCAGAACCGCGUGGAUCUGGGGCAGAUCCAUUGGGAGCGGUCAGAACUAGCGUCUCUGUACCAGGGGCGCGAGGAUGGGGUGCGUGCGCAGCUGCUGGAGAUGCAGGCGCGUGCAGCGCAGAUGGCGCAGCAGGUGCAGGAGCUGCAGCCUUACAAGGAGCUGCAGCUGGAGCAGCUGGCCAGGAUCCGGACGCUGGAGCGCGAGCUGCUGCACAUGCGCGUGGAGCACACGCAGCUGCUCCACCGCGUGAAGCGGCGCUUUCUGGAGGAAAAGGCAGCCUGCGAGCGUGAGGCUCGCCAGCGCGUGCAGUCUCUGGCCAGGCGCGCGGAGCGGGAGGCGACGCGCGCGCUCAUCACACAUACGCAGGCCAUCAAAGCAGACAAUGGGCGCCUGAGGCAGGAGCUGUUGCGGCUUCUCAGCAGGGCCCAGCUGCUGCACAAUAUGCGGCACCAGCUGCUUCAGCAGCGUGAGCAGCUGCGUCGUGAGCACGAAGAUACGCGGGACCUGGCGCGCGUGCACGGCUGGCUGCGCAGGAGCCCCGACGGCCCGCCGCUCUGGCAGCCGCCCGUCUCUUCCCAAACCUCCUCGCGCCCAGAAUCAAACGCCGUCACCGCGAGGGGCCGGUCGCGCGGAGCCUCCCGGGCCUCUGUGGUCCGAUCGCGCGCUGCCUCCCCAGCCACAUCGGUGGACUCGUCACGCGUAGCCUCCCAGCCCCCGUCCAGGUCCUGUGCGCUUUCUCGCGUAUCAUCGUUGGUCCCUUCGCUAGCCACUUCGAAGGCAGGUUCCCGGGUCGCAUCUCUGACCCUGUCGUCAGCGAGCUCCAGGACCUGGUCACUGGCGAGGUCACAUGAGGGGUCUCGGAUCUCUACGCACUCCUCCUUGCCUGCGGCCUCACAGGACACUCUCCCCUCAGCAAAGUUCAACCCCAAGCUUCCCUCCAGUCGGUUCGGGGACCCCCCUCCUCCCACCUCACAGUCGGAGAAUGUGGACGCCGACGCGGCAUCCGGAGGCGCGGGGCGAGACUGA
This is a messenger RNA of Urocitellus parryii (Arctic ground squirrel), 1302 nucleotides long. RefSeq names its product coiled-coil domain containing 166 (gene Ccdc166). Lineage: Eukaryota; Metazoa; Chordata; Mammalia; Rodentia; Sciuridae. The record is from RefSeq and is a predicted model, not a curated record.